UUUUUUUUGGGCGAUCGUGGCGACGAGCAACGCGGAUCGCUGCGUGUAGCGUGGCUUGCUCUCAUCUUUUCUUUUCUGGACGAGACAUGGGCUCCGUUUCCAACCAGGAAUUCCCAGGCGGUUGCAAGGCGGACGACGACGAUGAGGGCCCCGGCGCGGCCGAGGACGACUCGCAGCCCCUGCGGGGCCUGGGCUCGUGCAAGUGGUUCAACGUGCGCAUGGGCUUCGGCUUCCUGUCCAUGACCAGCCGGGACGGCGUGACGCUGGACGAGCCCGUGGACGUCUUCGUGCAUCAGAGCAAGCUACACAUGGACGGCUUCCGCAGCCUGAAGGAAGGCGAGGCCGUGGAGUUCACCUUCAAGAAGUCCUCCAAGGGGCUGGAGUCCCAGCGAGUGACGGGCCCCGGCGGGAUCCACUGCCAGGGCAGCGAGCGCAGGCCCAAAGGCAAGAAAGUCCAGAAGCGGCGCUCCAAAGGAGACCGGUGCUACAACUGCGGCGGUCUGGACCACCACGCCAAAGAAUGCAAGUUGCCGCCUCAGCCCAAAAAGUGCCACUUCUGCCAGAGCAUCGAUCACAUGGUGGCCAACUGUCCGAUCAAAGCGCAGCAGAGCUCGGCCGCUUCUCAGGGCAAGCCGUCCGCCUCCGAGGUUAACGAGGAGGAGGAGAGCGACCGUGCUUCCACGCCGCCGCCGCCUCCACAGGAGCCCUCCUGUUAGGGAGAGGCCCGAUGGAGGUGGGUUGCUUUGGGGUUUUUUUUUUUUUUGUUGUUUUUCGGGAGGUGGGCAGGGUGGUUAGCAAAGAGGCCAAUCAAAGUGCUUUGACACAAGGGAUCACCUCUUGGAUCUAAAUCGGGUUGAAACGAGAAGAAUCUUUGCUGAUUUGUUUAUUUUAUUUUAUUUUUUUUUGUUAUUGUUGCUUCAACUCCUCUAUACUGGUUGCAUUAUUGUGAGAAUCACUGGCGUUCUUUCGAGACCUUCGCGUCACGCUCGCAAAAGAAAUCCGCUCGGAAGAUAACGUUACUUUGGGGUCAAUCGCUCGGACCCGAGGCCGAAUGCCGGCAACUGAGGUUCCGAAAAAGUAGAAGAACAGACACGGCGCAAAUUCAGAGUUGCCGCGAUGAACUUUUCUGUCGCCCGCAUGAAUGACGCCCGCGCGCACGCUCGCCCCAUCCAUGUUUUGCUUCGCGCCCGACAAGCCGGCCCGACUUUCGAUGCGUCCCUGCGAGAAAAAACGUCGGGGCGCUUUCUUGGUUCCUCGUCUGUCUCGUGAGAAGGCGGCGCUCCACCUUUUGGCGCUCUGGCAAUCGUCUCUCUUCUGUACAAAUAUUGAUCACGUUCAUUCAAUUGCUUCUGCUUGAUUGGAUUAUUAUAGAUAUAUAUCAAUUUUUUUUUUUUUUUUGGGUGUGUUUUACAGAAUUGAAAAAAAGCCACCUCUGAUAUCGAUAGCGAUGUGUAGCAGUGCAAUUAAAAAAAAAGAAAAAGUUUUUCUUUCAAGUUGGCGCUAAUCAAUCACUUCCUGCCCCCCCCCCCCCGAAGGGAAGUAGCCUGGCGCCUUUUGCUUCUUCUGAAAAUGAGGGCCCGACCAAUUAAUCGGCCUGCUGAUUCAAUCUUAGCGAGCAAAAACUCGGUAUCGGUCGGGCCUCGACGACGACCUUCGCGGGAGGCGAUGACGCGGACGAUCCUCCCACCUUUUUCUUGCGCUGGCCUCUCGGGCCGUUCUACCUCAUCCGUUUGGCUUUUCAACUCGGGUGGUCACGCGACGCGGUCGAGCCGCCUCGCUCGCUUUCGGCGCCGAGCCGGCACGAUAAGUAGAAGUGCAAAGCGCAUUGCAGCCAUCCGCGCCGAUGUCAAAGGGGAAGCGUUUUGGGCUUUCUCUUCUUGCCGUCACGCUCACCGACCCGUCUCACGCCGCGUUAUUCGUACGACUCCGGAUCUGCCCACUUUUGAAUGCAAUGCCGACCGACGGUACCUCCGUCGCGGUGAGCGAGGAUGUUCCAGAACGCGCCACGCUAUCGGCUACUCCGUUUGUUAGCGUGCCGAACCCAACGCGCGCGCAAAGAUCCGAAGCGAUCGUUAUCGAAGACGACGCCGCCCUCCCAAGUGUAGGGUCAUCGGUGCCGGAAACGGCCAAACCUGCGCGGAGGAGCCCGUAUGUAGAACUAGCUAGCUAAAUCAGCCGGCGCUAUACUCCCGUUUUACAGGAGACCCCACUUAAUAUAUAUGUAUAUGUCAAAUUAUUCUUUGUUGUGUUAGAGAGAGAAAACGAAUCACGCUACGUAUUUAUUUGCAUCCGGAAUUCUCAAGUCGGCCUUCCAACGGCCAGGGGAACUCGAUCGGUGCCCUUCGAUUAGCGUUCGGCGCAGUCGACGGUCCCGGCCGGGCGCGGACUAGGUCGGGGGUCACCGACGGGGUGAGCGCGGGCACCGGGGAGCCAUCAAGGACCACACAUGAGUAGCCCGCGCGCCUCUUCCAAAAAUAGGAGAGACCGUGACUCCCCGGGAAUCUUGUCGAAGCCAUCUUUUUUUUCAAAAUGUGAACGUCCGGCAGCUAUUUAUCAUCAAGUGGGGCCAAUUGAUCCGUUUGGUAAUUAUUGUGCGAAAUCGCUAAGGCGACCGGUGUCUUCUCCGAAAUGAAUAGCAUGAAUUAGAACGUACGAAGGUAGCUCGAGCCAGUUUCUUUCAAAAGCGCAUCCUAUCGAAGCGCUCGCCCUCCCCGUUCAUCGGGGAGCCAAGAAGGAGCGCUUCGUUUCAAAAAGCUUGCUGAACCCUGGACUGCAUUGGCUGGAAUUGAGUAACUGUGUCAAAAUGGAGUGAAACGGGACAUUUUCCUCAGGGCCCACAUCCACGCCUAGGAGAGACCUGAAUAGAAAUAGGAGUUCAGAACAUUCCCAAAACAUUCUCCCAUCGUUCAAGUCAAUUAAAAUGAUUAAAUUGAAUGAAUUAUCCUUCAUUUUCCAUGACCGUCUAUCAAUUCCAAUGCCCAUCCCUUUUACGAAUAUUUUACAGGGCAUCAAUAACAUACAGUAUGUCUCACACACACACACACACACACAUUAUAUGUCUCUUUCGAAAUACCUCUCCUUUUAUAAGUUGUUUUUUUUUUUUAAUGCGCUUGUCGGCUCACCUCAG
Molecule: messenger RNA, 3127 nt
Organism: Hippocampus comes (tiger tail seahorse)
Lineage: Eukaryota; Metazoa; Chordata; Actinopteri; Syngnathiformes; Syngnathidae
Gene: lin28aa
Product: lin-28 homolog Aa
Exons: 4
Coding region: 87-716 (209 amino acids)
Biological process (GO): pre-miRNA processing
Cellular component (GO): cytoplasm; nucleus
Molecular function (GO): mRNA binding; zinc ion binding
Source: RefSeq, a predicted model, not a curated record